AUGAAUAGUACGAGUUGUGGGACAUAUGACAGGGAUAGGGCGUACCCCGCAGGCGACGCGCAGGGGCAGCACCCGGCUCCUGUGGGAAGUGGGCAAGGGUUGUCGCACCUUACGGAGCGGGUGCGACGUAAGAGGCGAGCCCGGAGAGAGAAGAAUGUCAGAGUGAGGUUUGCAAGCUGGAAUAUAGGUACGAUGACUGGAAGAGGAAGAGAGUUAGCAGAUGUUUUGAAACGACGAAGAGUGAAUGUUGCCUGUUUGCAGGAAACAAAAUGGAAGGGCAAUAAAGCAAGAGAGAUUGGGGAGGGAUACAAGUUUUAUUAUUGUGGAAGUGAUGGGAAGCGAAAUGGAGUAGGAGUUGUGUUAGAUAGUGGAAUGAAAGAACGAGUGACAGAUGUGAAAAGAGUAAAUGACAGUAUGAUAGUUGUUAAAUUAAUGAUUGAAAACAAAGUAGUGAAUGUUGAAGAACAAAUACCUGAGGAAUGGUGCAGUAGUAUACUGGUUCCCAUUUUUAAAAACAAAGGAGACGUUCAAAACUGCAGCAGUUACCGAGGAAUAAAGCUCAUGUCACAUACGAUGAAAGUCUGGGAAAGAAUAAUAGAGAGAAGAAUGAGAGAAGAGUGUGAGAUAACACAAAACCAGUUCGGAUUCAUGCCCGGUCGAGGUACGACAGAUGCCAUUUUCGCAUUACGCCAAUUGUGCGAAAAGUACAAGCGCGUGCAUAAAGAUCUGCACAUGGUUUUUGUCGACCUCGAAAAGGCGUACGAUAGGGUUCCCCGUGAGGUCUUGUGGUGGGCGUUAAAGAUGAAAGGUAUGCCUGGGAAGUAUGUGAGGUUGGUCCGUGCUAUGUACAGAACAUCCCGUACAUGUGUGCGAUCUGCCGCGGGAACUACGGGCAGUAUCGAUGUGGCGGUAGGGCUGCACCAAGGGUCGGCACUGAGCCCUUACCUCUUCCUACUGAUUAUGGACGCUUUGACGUCGGACCUGCAGGAUGAGGCACCCUGGUGCAUGCUCUUUGCCGAUGACAUCGUGCUUGUCGGGGAAGAAGGCAUCGAGGUACAGAGCAGACUGACGGGGUGGCAACGGAGGCUGGAAAGUGUUGGCUUGAAGAUCAGCAGAUCCAAAACCGAAUAUCUGUGCUGUGAUUUCGGCGGUCUUUCCAGUCCUGUACCCAUGUCGUUGGAUGGCGCUAUACUGCCUAUCUGCUCAGAUGUCAAGUACCUCGGUUCCCUCAUUCAAGGCGACGGCGGAAUAGAUAGAGCUAAAUUCCUAGUUGUCAUUUCCGCGGCCUUCGCCCUGGUCAGCGCUGAUGUUUCCCAGAUCGUUAGAAACGAUGAAUCUCAAGCCCCAAUUCUCAAAUCUGACUACGAAAUCAACCCUGAAGGAUCUUUCCAAUACGCCUACGAAACCGGCAAUGGCAUCUCCGCCCAGGCUCAGGGUACCGUGUUGAACCCCAACACUGACGCUGCUUCUCUUGAGAUACAGGGUGCCGCCCGUUACACCUCGCCUGAAGGAGAACCUGUUGAACUGACUUACGUUGCCAACGAGAAAGGUUACCAACCCUCGGGCAGCCACAUCCCCCAGCCCCAGCCAAUCCCUGAGCUCAUCCUCCGCAGCUUGGAGUACAUCGCAGCCCACCCCCCACCACCAGCACCAGCAGAAUACGUCAGGAAGCCCCUCAACUAA
Parnassius mnemosyne (clouded apollo) is the source of this 1683-nucleotide messenger RNA. NCBI's taxonomy places the organism in Eukaryota, Metazoa, Arthropoda, Insecta, Lepidoptera, Papilionidae. The record is from the annotation of a GenBank genome assembly.